AUGCCAUCUCUGAGUAACAUCACUUCCCCUACCUUCCUCUUGACUGGUGUUCCAGGACUUGAAGUCUUUCACAUUUGGAUCUCUAUCCCUUACUGUUGCUUUUGUGCUGUGGCCCUCUUAGGGAAUGCUAUGAUCAUGUAUGUGGUGAUCACUGAGCAGAGCCUCCAUGAGCCCAUGUACUACUUUCUCUCCAUGCUGUCAGCCACUGAUCUAGGUAUCACAGUUUCUUCCUUGCCCACCACAGUUGGGGUACUUUGGUUCAAUGCCAGGAAGAUCAGUCUUAAUGGCUGCAUUGUACAGCUGUUCUUCCUCCAUGGCUUCACCCUCAUGGAGUCUUCUGUGCUUCUGGCCAUGGCCUUUGACCGCUUCGUUGCCAUAUGCAAACCCCUGAGAUAUGCCACCAUUUUAACCAACUCCAGAAUUGCUAAAGCUGGGCUAGGGAUUUUUGUGAGGAUGUUAAUCAAUCUGAUGCCCCUCCUCCUGCUCCUCAAGAGACUGUCAUUCUGUGGCACCAAUAUUCUCUCACACUCCUACUGUUAUCACCCAGAUGUGAUUAAACAGUCUUGUACAAGCACCAAGAUCAACAGCAUUGUUGGCCUCCUUGCCUUCAUUAUGACCUCAGGCAUAGACAUUCCAUGCAUCAUCCUCUCCUAUGUGCUGAUUAUCAAAUCCAUUCUCAGCAUAGCAUCUCCUGAUGAGCGGCACAAGGCCUUCAGCACCUGUGUCUCCCAUGUAGGUGCAGUUGCUAUCUUCUAUAUCCCUUGGAUCAUUCUGGCGCUUGUGCACAGGUUUGGCCACAAUUCCCUUCCAUACAUUCAUGUGCUGUUGUCAAAUCUCCACUUCCUCUUUCCUCCUGUACUUAAUCCAAUCAUCUACAGUGUGAAAACCAAGCAGAUCUACAGGGCCAUUCUCAAGCUUUUCCGAACCAAUGGGUCAAGGCUGUAA
Vombatus ursinus (common wombat) is the source of this 945-nucleotide messenger RNA. Its product is annotated as olfactory receptor 51F1-like. Lineage: Eukaryota; Metazoa; Chordata; Mammalia; Diprotodontia; Vombatidae. The transcript has a single exon. Gene Ontology annotation, biological process: G protein-coupled receptor signaling pathway. The coding region runs from base 1 to 945 and encodes 314 amino acids. The record is from RefSeq and is a predicted model, not a curated record. Gene Ontology annotation, molecular function: olfactory receptor activity; G protein-coupled receptor activity. Gene Ontology annotation, cellular component: membrane.